AUGGUCCUCCCUGCCUAUUUAUACUGGUGGUUAAAUGGCUGUAUUUUCAUUCCCCCUUGCACCUCCGCUGCCCUGAUCAACAUGCAAUAUCCAUCGCUGAUCUUCCAGCCGAAUUCGGUCCCGACCAGUGUCUCCCUUUGGGAUGCCGCAAACAUAUUCAAAUAUGCGACUUCGCGGUUUACCGCGAUCUGGUUGGCCCUGGACCAGAGCCAAGUGUCUCAAACGUCUUCCUUCCGAAGAACCUUCGUCCGGCAUCUGGUCUGGGAAGCCAAGAGAUUUGUAUUCCCCUAUAUCAACAUAUAUGCCACUAGCAACACUUCCCCGGCCUUGCCGGAAUAUCUCAACAAGGUCGUGAUGAUGCUCACCCACUGGCAGGUGGGAAUUGUGGAUGACGAUGGCCUCUUCCGGUUGUUCCACACCCACCAAUUCAACAUGGCAGGCGACCUAAUGGUCCGCUACCGGAUCGUCUCCAACUAUGCCUACAGUUGGUGGAAUGACCAGUUCGAUGUUCAUCUGUUUGAGAUGCCCAUCCAUGUCCCAGUGGAAGAAGUCAUCCGAUUGUAUAAACGCCACAUGCAACAGCUUCCGGCCGCAUAUUUGCUGCUGCCGGAGAUGUGCAGGCAUGAUAUCGGUCUGGACCCCCUGUUGACCAAUCUCCGGGUCAUCAAAGACAAUCUUGGAGAUCUCGGUGCUCAGCUCGAGCAAUGGCUCUCCAGGAAGAUGGAAGAUGCAAAUGUUGCCUUGGAGGCCAUGACCGCCCUCGAGGGUCCGGUAGAUGACCUCCAUGAUGCCAUCGUGGCAUCACAGCAGUUGUUAGAUGGGACCCGGUCGAUGCAGGAGCCAGGCAAAUAUCAGUGA
Suillus paluster is the source of this 858-nucleotide messenger RNA. RefSeq lists its product as uncharacterized. NCBI's taxonomy places the organism in Eukaryota, Fungi, Basidiomycota, Agaricomycetes, Boletales, Suillaceae. The transcript has 3 exons. The record is from RefSeq and is a predicted model, not a curated record. The coding region runs from base 1 to 858 and encodes 285 amino acids.